Oryzias latipes (Japanese medaka) is the source of this 4502-nucleotide messenger RNA. RefSeq names its product TBC1 domain family, member 2B (gene tbc1d2b). Lineage: Eukaryota; Metazoa; Chordata; Actinopteri; Beloniformes; Adrianichthyidae. Gene Ontology annotation, molecular function: GTPase activator activity; small GTPase binding. Gene Ontology annotation, biological process: regulation of GTPase activity. The record is from RefSeq and is a predicted model, not a curated record.
ACCUUUUUAAAAUUUUAUUUCUUUGUCCUGUAGUUGAUUUCAUCGUGUAAAACACUGCCACCUAGCGGCUCUCUUUCGUAACACUCACCUCCAAUUUGACUCAAUUUCCCAUCAGCCCUCGAGUCAGAAGGAAGGCGGUCAUGUGGACGAAAACAGGAGUGGGCAUCCGCCGCGCUGCACAACGCAACUUCGAGGAAAGAUGCACGAAGUGGAGGAUGGCGGCGAGGCAAACGUCUGCUCGGACCCCCGGCUCGUUCCCUUCAAGUCUCUAGAUGAGGCCGAGAUCAUAGAAGAAGGCGGGAAGCAGGAGCAGGCCUCCAGACUCUGCGGAUACUUGAGCAAACUGUCCGGCAAGGGACCCCUGAGGGGUUUCAAGCCGCGGUGGUUCGUGUACGACCCGAGAAAAUGUUACUUGUAUUACUUCAAAACUCCCCAGGAUGCAUUGCCGCUUGGACACAUCGAAAUAGGCGAUGCGUACUUCAGCUACAACGUGGAGGGAGAGGAGGGUCAGUUUUCGGUCUGCACCGCCGAGAAAGAGUUCCUCUUGAAGGCCCCUAGCCGACAAUUGAUGAACUACUGGCUCCAGCAGCUGCAGCAGAAACGCUGGGAGUUCAGCAAUGCUCGAGGCAGCGGCCAUAGAGACAGUUGGAGCUCCCCGACUACGGCAUUUCCCCUCACCGGCCUUGUAGGCAAAGAUAACGACGCGCCGGUCUUUGAGCAUCUCGGUGAGGGCAUGGAAAAAGUCCGCAGUGACUUCGCCAUGGAAACGGAGAUCGGUGUGGAAGAUCUUGUCGGGCUCCACUUGGCCAGAGGGCCGUCUGCUGCGGGCAACAGCAACCUCAACUUCUCCCUGAAAAACCUGGGGACAGAACUCAGGAACUCCAUGUCUUACCUGCGACCCGGCAGACUCGCCGAUCACAGACGCAGCGUGUUUUACACCGGCAACAGCAACGCCACGGAGGACUGGGAGAUGUUGGACGCUCCACCCAAGGACUUCUCUGAGCAUAAACAUCAGCCAGAUACACACAGGCGUUUCACUUUUGACUUUGGACGCAGCUCCACGCGGUCUAAGAGGCCUCUGCUUCGAGACCUAAUGGCUCCUGGGAGGUUUGGUCGCAACGAGGCGCGUAGCCCCGACCACUCGCCAGUGGAAUGCAACGGCAGCAAACCUUUGGAUUUGCAGCUCUGCCUCCAGAACCUGCAGGUGGAACUAAACCAGAUGCAGCAGGAACAGCUGAGACUCCAAGAGGAGCUGGUCGCACAGAAGGAGAUGGUCAGGCUUCUCCAACAGACUUUGAGAACAUCGCAGUGUGAGAGACUUCCAGUUUGCUCCCGGGCCCCAGACCCAAACGCAGCCACUGAGCAAAGCCAGCCAUCGGCUCUGACACAGGAGGAAGCUGCUCAGCUGGAGGCCCGGCUUCAGGAACGAGAUGAACAGAUUCCAGCCCUGUGCGGCCACAUGGAGCGUCUCUCCCUGGAGAAGGAGAGCCUGCAGCAAGAGCUGAAGGCCCUGAAAAUCAAGGUGGGCGAGAUGAACGACCAGCUGGGGAUGCUCAUGGAGACCAUCCAGGCUAAAGAUGAGAUGAUCAUGAAGCUGUCGCAAGAAAGCUCAACGCCGACCGGAAACACAAACGGAUCCGGUUCACCACAGCCUCACAAAGACCAGCAGGAGCUGGGUGUCCUCAAGGACAGUCUUCAAGGUUACAAAUCCCAGAACAAGUUUCUGAACAAAGAGAUCCUGGAGCUGACGGUGUUACGCAGAAACGCAGAGAGCCGAGAGAAAGCUUUCGAAGCAAAGUGCACGGCUCUGGAGGCCAGGCUGUGUCAGGUGGAGAGUAAAUAUUUGGUUUUGCUUCAAGAGGUGAAGAACCCAGUGUGUUCGACACAAGAGCAGAACCCCGCCAGCGAGGUCAUCUCCAGGCUGUUGGAGGACGCACUGCAGGUGGAGAGCCCAGACCAGCAGGAUCAUCCCAUCUUCAAGCCAAACACUGUCAGUGAAUAUGAUAUUUAUGGCUUCAAGACGGUCCCUGAGGAGGAGGAAGAGGAGGAGAGGCUUGUUGCAAAGGUGAGAGCCUUGGAGCUGAAGUCACUGUCCAUGACGGAUCAGGAGGUGUCUGUCGGGGUCAAGUGGGAGAACUUCUUGGCCAGCACGAUGAACCGAGACCUGGUGCGUUCCCCUGAGUUAAAGAGCCUGAUCCGCUGCGGCGUGCCCCACGAGCACCGCUCCAAAGUGUGGCGCUGGUGCGUCUCCUUCCAUGUCAAGAAGUUUCGGGACCACUUGGCUCCAGACUAUUAUGAGACUUUGCUGAAUGUGGCACGAGAAAAGCCCAACCCGGCCUCCAAGCAGAUUGAGCUGGACUUGCUGCGUACUCUGCCCAACAACAAGCACUACGCCUCACCGAGUGCGGCCGGUAUCCAGAAGCUCAGGAAUGUUCUGGUGGCUUUCUCCUGGAGGAAUCCAGACAUUGGUUACUGUCAGGGCCUGAACAGGCUAGCAGCCAUUACUUUGCUCUACUUAGAUCAAGAGGAUGCUUUCUGGGCCCUGGUGGCCAUCGUGGAAGUUUUUAUGCCAAGAGACUAUUACACCAAGACCCUGUUGGGCUCCCAGGUGGACCAGCGAGUGUUUAAAGACCUGAUGAGCGAGAAGCUGCCACGUCUCCACGCCCACUUUGAGCAGCAAAUGGUGGAUUUCUCCCUCAUCACCUUUAACUGGUUUCUGGUGGUGUUUGUGGACAGUGUGGUGAGCGACAUCCUCUUCAAGAUCUGGGAUGCCUUUUUGUUUGAAGGACCAAAGAUCAUAUUUCGAUUUGCUCUGGCGCUCUUUAAGUACAAAGAGGAAGAGUUUUUGAAGCUGCACGACUCCACUGCCACCUUCAAAUACCUUAGAUACUUCACGCGCACAAUCCUGGACUCAAGAAAGCUGAUGAACAUUGCAUUUGCGGGCAUGAACCCAUUUCCAAUGAAACAGAUCCACAACCGCCGCGCCUUUCACUUGGAAAAGGUCCGUCUGGAGUUGACAGAGCUGGAAGCCAUCCGGCAGACCUUCCUCAAGGAGAGGGAGACCAGCCAGGACAGACGGAGCUUCGUCAGCGAUGACGAGGAGGAGAGCUGAACUCUGGUCGUUUUGGAUUUGACUCAUUUUUACAUUUCUUAACAUUGAAGACAAAGAGAGCAUUUCCACAUUCGGGUGAUGCCCUGCAUCAGGAAGCUGCUGGAGUUGGUCUCUGCAUCAGAGCUGGAAAAAAGAACCCUGUAACAUCACAUCAGUAUUCCUGCCUUUUUUUUUAUGUUUCUCUGCUGCACGAGUCUGUUCAUGUUUCCACCUUCAAUGUACUUAAAAAAAAAACCUGAAUCAGUAUUUCUAAAAUCAUGGCUGUGAUUUUAUUUUUAGUCUUGUUAAAAGUUUUCUUAUUUUUAUAAGGAUAACUUUCAUUCUGUUUUUUCUUAAAUCUCUAUUUUUUUAAGUCUUUAAUUUUCUUGCACAAAAAAAAGAAACGAUCUUUUUCACAGGUCAUCCUGAUGUCAAAACUCUGCUGAAACAUUACAAAUGACUUAAAACAACAAAUUGUGAAUCAAAAUCAUUGUUAAGUUGCCAAAAGAUCACAAAGUGGAAUUUGUAUUGUUGAUUUGAACUAAGUGUUCAAAUUUCACAAGGAAAGAAGUCACAAUUUGGCCAGUAUUUUCUCAUCACAGCAUCCAGUUUGACUGGUGCUGAUAAAAGCAUCUGAAGGGAUCAAAACCACUCGGUGUCUACAUUUGCAUGGGGACAGUUUGCUUAAAUAUUCCAAGGGUUAUUCAAAUAGAAUUUUCUUAAGACUUUAAGGCCAAACCUGUAGAUUCUUUAAAUUUAAUACACCUUUUGUUUACAUGCAGAAAAAAGUGCCAAAUGCUGAGAAAUAUAACUUCCCCAUUGUGGGAUGAAAAAAGUUUUCUGAGCUCAAAAAUGAAAAUACGGGUGUAGUAACACCUUUUGUCCUCAGUGUGGCGGUACAACAUUUGUUUACAUAUGUAGAGUUUGACAGCCCUGUUUCAGGUCUGUCAGGCAACAGGCUGGUGAUCUGAAAAAAAUCACUUAGCUUCUCGUUCAGGUACUCCGCAUUCCUCCGCCAUGUUUUGUAAUUAAUUAGCACUUGCAACCUGAUCUCUUCCUAAAUGGAGCAGGAAUAAUCCUGUUUAUGCCUCCUGACUGACUAAAGUGUGAAAGGUUUUAGGUUGAGAAAUGUUUAUUUUUAAAUGACCCCUCUUGUAUGUUGCCAAUUGAGGUUUCCCCUUUGAGCUGAAAUGUUUACACAGAGCUGCCACUCUCCUCUCUGCUGCUGCUUUUUCUCUGAUUUCAUACGUUUCCUGUUUAUGUUACGGACGAGAAUGUCAUUUAUGUUUGUGAGGGCAGGUCUCUCUGUUUUACCAAAACCUGCCAAUAGAAUUGUUUUGGAUACAAGGCGUUCAUCUAUGCUGAGAAGUUUUUCAUUUAGUUCCCAUUUUUUUGUCUUAAAAAAAAAAAA